AGGGAGGGCGCGCAGUCCCAGCCCAGAGCUUCAAAACAGCCCGGCGGCCUCGCCUCGCGCCCCAGCCCGUCCGUCGGUCCAGCCGCCUGCGCCCGCAUCUCUCUCUGUUUCUCUGGACUUUAAACGCAACCCCUCGCCCCACCGUGCCCUGUGAAAAUGUUGGUGCUCCUGGCUUUCAUCAUCGUCUUCCACAUCACCUCUGCAGCGUUGCUGUUCAUCGCCACCAUUGACAAUGCCUGGUGGGUAGGAGAAGAGUUUUUUGCAGACGUCUGGAGAGUGUGCGUCAACAACACAAAUUGUACAGAAAUCGAUGCCAGCUAUAAGGAUUAUUCCACGGUGCAGGCGGUCCAGGCCACCAUGAUCCUGUCCACCAUUCUCUGCUGCAUCGCCUUCCAUGAUCUUCGUGCCCAGCUCUUUCGCCUCAAGCAGGGAGAGAGGUUCGUGUUAACCUCCAUCAUCCAGCUCAUGUCAUGCCUGUGCGUUAUGAUAGCAGCUUCCAUUUAUACCGACCGGCGUGAAGACAUCCACAAGAACAACGCGCAACUGUAUUCGCUGACCGCGGACGGCAGAUAUGGCUACUCCUUCAUCCUGGCGUGGGUGGCCUUUGCUUUCACCUUCAUCAGCGGCCUCAUGUACCUGAUAUUGAGGAAGCGCAAAUAGGACACCCAGAGCUACGUGGCGUUUACUGCAGUACAGAAUCCACAUUCAGAUAACCGUUUUGUAUAUAAUCAAUUGUGUGUGUGCGUGUGGUUUUUCUAGCAAACAUAUCGUUUCCUUUAAAAGCCAAAAAAAAAAAAAAAAGAGAGAGAGAGAGAGAGAAGAGUUUUUGCAUUCUUGAGAUCAGAGAGAGAAUAGACAAUGAAGGCUGGAACCCAGAACUCCUGCCCGUCCAAAAGUCGCGAGACGACAAAGCCAAAAAUCCAGCCAUGCUCAAAUCCAAACAUGUUCAGUGGGAUGUUUCUAGACCGUGGCGAUGUGCUGUGGUGUGAUGUGACGAGAGACCAAGAACGCCAGGUCUCGGGGGACGUCCUCCCCCCCAGGCUGGAGCCUCGCCGAGCACCCCCCUCCCCUCGGCCUCCCCUCCCCAUUCUGUCUGUGCUGGUGUUGGAGGUGUGGUGAGGGGGGGUCCGGGUGAGGGAUCGAGUCUCCUCAGAUGUUUAGCCAAGUUCUAUGCGAGAAACAGAUGUGUAUCCCCUGCUGUUCUGUCUGUAUCCAGACCAGAGCCCAAUGGUCCUGUGAGGGGCUGGGUCCAGAAAGUUCCACCCACGUUUGCUGACGAUGUCAGGUGGUUGCCUUAGGGAAGGUGAACUUUAAGGGGGGUCGGGCUGAGGCUUACCCUAAGGCGGAGAAUCUCAGCGUGUGACCCCCGCAACCUAGUAAGGUGCAGACUGCCGGGGCCCCUCCCUGGACCUACAGAAUCAGUGUCUUCAGGGACGGGGCCUGGCAACCUGCAUUCCUAACAGGCUCCUCGCGUUGAAGCCGAGGACCACAGCCCCAGGGCCGGGUGAGCACAGCUGCCUCGUCACGAGACGUAAAGAUCUUGUGGUGAGGUGCUGGCCGCCACCGGCCUCUGUUAGCUCUUGUCUCUUCCACAGCAGCUCACAUGUGGGUCAUCGUCCCAACUGUGCCCAAGCCAGUGUCCAGACAGCCCGAUGGCCUAAAGGUGCUGCCUUCUUCCUCCUGUAAGUAGGAAAGUCUGUCCUGCCUUCCGAGGCCGGCCGGCCUCCGCUAACCCCCAUUUCCAGAGCCUCAGCGGGCCCACCCGCCGUUCAUUCAUUCAGCAGCAUAAAUCAUGGAAUGCUUGGUACAUGUCAGGCCCAGGGCCCGCCGAGUGGGGACAGUCUUCUCAGGGGCUCAGCGUCCACUGGAAAAGGCAGAUUAAAAACUACUUAGGAAAACUAAUCACGAACUAUGACGAAGGCCGCAGAGAACACAACCCAGGUUCAAGAGAGAGAGGCCCUUGGGUAGGGGGGAGCCUGCUGUAUGCUUGCCUAUUUUCAAAUGCUCCUGGAGGCACUUAGACCGGCAGAAAUAUCACUCUGGUCUGCCACACAGAGUGCCUUUGUCUCAUUACACCCCAAGGACACUUUUGUGGAGGGUCCCAGGGUCCCGCCUGCAAAGGCAGCCGUGACAGGCUUCCGGAUUGCCGUGGCUCCUGGACAUCGGUGUGCACGGUGCCGCCUGGGGAACGUGCUUUGGUAGGGUCCGGGGGACGAGCCCGCCAGGGGCUUCCGAGGCUCUCCUGCAGAAGGGCCGUGGGGAGUUUGUCCUUGGGGUGAAAGCACAGUGUGUGGCAGGUGACCCCAGGAAGUGCCUCCUGUAAGAAGUUCUUCGCCCCUCACGGUCUGUACCCUCUUGGAUUUUGGGCAUGCCGCCGGGGACAUGUGCCUGGGGCCCCGCGUGGGACCCAUCUGCCGCGUCUCCGUGCUGGCACUUUGACCUUCUGCUAAGUGGAGCGAUGACUUGUCAUAGCCUGGUUCCCGUGGAGCUGGAAGGUGCCCAGGCAUGGUCUUAGGGCCACCGCGGACGCCAGUGCAGGAUGGGCUUUUCUCUCCACCCACUCGCUCGUUUCUUCGUUCAUUUUCAACAGCGCAUUAAAUGCUUACUAUGUGCCGGGCACUGUGUGGGGCUCUCAAAACACAGGGCGAGCAAAUUCAUUUGAGGUAGGAACUCCCUCCUCGUGGAGAGGCCACCAGCACAGCGACAAGGGACAGACACGGGGAAAAACUGUCACCUCUUGCUUCCAUGGAAAACCCGUUGUAAGAGUGUGGGCCAUACCUCCCGGGUUUGCAAGAUGCUACAUGAGCCUCAAGGAGGAAGGUGGGUCUGCGUGCCCCGGGGCUUUCUACCCAGGGGGCUUUUCUAGAAUGUUCUAGCAGCCACAGUGGAAACAAACAAAAGUCUUAGAGCCCCAAAUCUGGAAAGCCUGCUCCCCAGGCAGGGUGUGAAUUUCCCUCCCCAAAUUUGAGGGGUACGUGAGUGUCUGAAACGACCCCCGUGGAUUUUCCUGGCUGGUCACCCCUCCUGUGGAGCACGUUUGGUGUCCACAUCCAUCUGUGAUGCUCUGGUUUUGUGAAACACGAGAGGUGCUUUCUCCCCCGCGUGGUGUGAUGUGUGACGUGCAUCGGGAAAGUAAGGUGGUAGCAGGAGGAAGAAAAUGCCCAACCUUCCUCGCCCUAGACAGAACCAGCCCUCACUCGGCGCUUAGGGUCAGUUAUUCAAGGACAACCCCAAUGGAGAAACUUAGCUGAGACAUCCAGGAAGCAACGACUAGGACCAAACACAUGACUCGUAACAACUGCAUUUGAAGGGAGUGUAGUUUGCGCAUUUUAGGACAUUUUUAUAAAGUACUGUAAUUCUUUCGUGGAGGGGCUAUGGAUGGAGACAGAUUAACUUGUUUUGUUAUUUGCAUUAAAAUUCCUUUGGGUCUCUGUUCA
Molecule: messenger RNA, 3437 nt
Organism: Lynx canadensis (Canada lynx)
Lineage: Eukaryota; Metazoa; Chordata; Mammalia; Carnivora; Felidae
Gene: EMP2
Product: epithelial membrane protein 2
Exons: 5
Coding region: 157-660 (167 amino acids)
Cellular component (GO): plasma membrane
Source: RefSeq, a predicted model, not a curated record